CAUGUAAUCGUCGGUAUCACUAUAUCGUUUAGUGGAAAACCUCGCUCUACAAUCCCCCAGUUUCUCAACAAUGGCGACUUCACUUGCUCCUCUGAUGAAAAUUAGCUUUGCAAAUGUUACCAACAAGCCCAAGUUUAUAAACCCUAGUUCCUGUAAUUCUCUCAGAUUAAGAAAAUUAUCUUCUUCUUCUAGUUUCUCUGGUUCCGUAUUGCGCCUUACAUCUUCAUCUCCAUUUCCUUCUAUUCAGAGAAGAAAUGGUUUUGUUACACAUGCUUCUUCUCAGGAAGUGGCAUUGCAAUCAAAAGUUACACACAAAGUAUAUUUUGAUAUAGGAAUUGGUAAUCCUGUUGGUAAGGAUGUCGGCAGGGUUGUCAUUGGUUUGUUUGGUGAUGAUGUCCCGCAAACUGUAGAGAACUUUCGGGCUCUUUGCACAGGAGAGAAGGGUUUUGGGUACAAGGGUUCAGCAUUCCACCGUGUUAUUAAAGAUUUCAUGAUUCAAGGAGGAGACUUUGAUAAGGGAAAUGGAACUGGAGGUAAAAGCAUCUAUGGUCGUACAUUCAAGGAUGAGAACUUCAAACUGGCUCAUGUUGGACCAGGAGUUGUUAGUAUGGCAAAUGCAGGACCCAACACCAACGGAAGCCAAUUUUUCAUUUGCACUGUCAAGACUCCGUGGUUGGAUCAGAGGCAUGUGGUGUUUGGGCAAGUGUUGGAGGGGAUGGACAUUGUAAAGAUGAUUGAGGCCUCAGAGUGCGACAGAGGUGAUCGUCCUAAAAAGAAAGUGACUAUCAAUGAAUGCGGCGAGCUUCCAAUUGUCGCCUAAAAAGUUUGAAAGCCGAAUACGGAUCACUCUGAUACAUUAAUCCGUUUAGAGAUCUAAAUUUUUUAUCAUCUGUUGCAUUGCCGAAGAAAAAGGCUUUUACCUUUGUCUUUUGGAGUGAGUGCAUUUUGUUUGUGCUGACUUGAUACAAGUCCUACUAUCAGCAAUAGAGAAAUAUGAGGUUUGUGAUAUUGGACUCUUAGUUUUUGAAUUUCGAAGAAACUUGAAAUUAGUAUUA
This is a messenger RNA of Papaver somniferum (opium poppy), 1055 nucleotides long. RefSeq names its product photosynthetic NDH subunit of lumenal location 5, chloroplastic-like. The record is from RefSeq and is a predicted model, not a curated record. Lineage: Eukaryota; Viridiplantae; Streptophyta; Magnoliopsida; Ranunculales; Papaveraceae. Gene Ontology annotation, molecular function: peptidyl-prolyl cis-trans isomerase activity. The coding region runs from base 71 to 820 and encodes 249 amino acids. Gene Ontology annotation, biological process: protein folding; protein peptidyl-prolyl isomerization. The transcript is spliced from 7 exons.